GAUGCCCUUGUUCCUUUCAUGGGUGAAUCUAUCACUGAUGGCACAUUAGCAAAGUUCUUAAAGCAACCAGGUGAUCAUGUAGAAGCAGAUGAGCCUAUUGCACAAAUAGAAACUGAUAAGGUGACAAUUGAUGUCAACAGUCCUCAAGCCGGCAUAAUUGAAAAGUUUGUGGCCAAAGAAGGUGAUACUGUGGAGCCAGGCACCAAGAUAGCUGUCAUUUCAAAAUCUGAAGGCGCAACUCAUGUUGCUCCAUCAGAGAAAAUACCUAGCAAAAGUACCUCCGAGCCGGACAGUGGAAAGAAAGAAAAGUCAGACACCCAAAAGUCUGAAGUGGAACCUAGCCCCCAGCCUAAAGUAGAAACUUCACCUUCAAAGGAAAAGCCCAAGGCUCCUACUCCAGCGCCUUCCAAACACUCAGCAAAGGAACCACAACUUCCUCCAAAGGAAAGGGAAAGAAGAGUUCCUAUGACAAGACUUAGGAAACGUGUUGCAACACGUCUAAAGGACUCCCAGAACACUUUUGCUAUGCUGACCACCUUCAAUGAAGUAGAUAUGACUAAUCUGAUGAAGCUUCGUUCCGAUUACAAAGAUGCUUUUGUUGAGAAGCAUGGAGUCAAGUUAGGACUUAUGUCAGGAUUUAUCAAGGCUGCUGUCAGUGGGCUCCAGAAUCAGCCUGUCAUCAAUGCUGUUAUUGAUGGGGAUGACAUCAUUUAUAGAGACUAUAUUGACGUCAGUAUUGCUGUUGGUACCCCUAAAGGUCUUGUUGUUCCAGUCAUCCGCAAUGCAGAUAAAAUGAACUUUGCUGACAUUGAGAAGGAGAUCAACACACUUGCAAAGAAGGCAAAUGAUGGCUCAAUAUCAAUUGACGAGAUGGCUGGAGGUACGUUCACCAUAUCUAAUGGUGGUGUCUAUGGAAGUCUUAUAAGUACACCAAUCAUCAAUCCCCCCCAGUCAGCCAUCUUGGGAAUGCACUCGAUAGUGAACCGUCCCAUGGUUGUCGGUGGACAAGUUGUUCCAAGGCCCAUGAUGUACAUUGCUCUAACUUAUGAUCAUCGUCUAAUUGAUGGUAGAGAAGCAGUCUUCUUCUUGCGCCGGAUUAAAGAUGUUGUGGAGGAUCCUCGCACGCUACUUCUUGAUAUCUGAGAAAACUUUUGUUCCUUCUGCUUGGCAUAUCAGAAAAUGUUCUGUGUUUUUUAAAAAAGAGAAAUAAAUACUCCAUGAGAUUUUAAGGGUUGGUUUGCUCACCCUAAACAAGUUUUCAGAGCGGCUAAUUAUUACUGAA
Molecule: messenger RNA, 1282 nt
Organism: Carica papaya (papaya)
Lineage: Eukaryota; Viridiplantae; Streptophyta; Magnoliopsida; Brassicales; Caricaceae
Source: RefSeq, a predicted model, not a curated record